This is a messenger RNA of Olea europaea var. sylvestris, 882 nucleotides long. Its product is annotated as RING-H2 finger protein ATL7-like. Gene Ontology annotation, biological process: protein ubiquitination. Bases 391 to 882 code for a protein of 163 amino acids. Lineage: Eukaryota; Viridiplantae; Streptophyta; Magnoliopsida; Lamiales; Oleaceae. The transcript is spliced from 2 exons. The record is from RefSeq and is a predicted model, not a curated record.
AUCACAUGCAAACGGUGAAGAAAUUAGAGACUAGAUAGUAGCAUUAGUGUAUAAUAGACAAGAUUUUGCCCAUGUUUGAUUGGCAUUAAAGUCAAAGUCAACUAUUAAUUUUAAUCACGUAUUGUAUGAGACCCACAACUUAUUAAUUACACAUUUCAUCAACUUUUAUCAAAAUUUAUUAAAAAUUAAUUUUAAUCUCCACCAAACUAGGGUUUUAAUUUCAUUGUCUUCGGUAAUCUUUUUCAAUAGAAUUCUGUCCUAUGAAACAAACAAGCCAAGACAAGUUCACGCGAAACAAAAACCUUUCUUGCUUUUUCCUUCGUUCUAUGUAUGUCUGAUCAAACCCUUUCUCCAUGCCAAGUCAACCAAUUCUCUUAAACUCUCCACCAAAUGGUAGAUGAUGAAGACUCCGGCCUUGUAAUUAAACUCAUCAUUUGCCUAGUAGCAGCCGCUUCUGCCACCGUGCUCGUCACCAUAUACCAUUGCAUCACAGCCGGGAACAUGAACAUCCAUGUCUUACUGCGCUUCCACCGAAACCCACCUCCGCGAACAACGUUCGUCUCCACCAACGAACAGCCCGACCCGCAAUUGAGUAUAGAGACAUCAGUGGCCGAACUCCUUCCGGCACACAAAUUUCAGAAGGAUACUGGCUUGAUCAGAGUGGACGAUAAUACGUGUGCAGUUUGCUUGUCGGAGUUUGAAGAAGAUGAAGAAUUGCGUACACUACCGGAGUGCAUGCACUCGUUCCAUAUACAGUGUAUCGAUAUGUGGCUUUAUUCGCAUUCGAAUUGCCCCAUGUGUCGCACCAUUGUUGUGCCUUCUCCUUCAAUGCUUUCGCAGUUGCUGGAUUCAAAUUCGGGGACGGAGAGCUCCCAGUUGUAA